This is a messenger RNA of Pantherophis guttatus, 3700 nucleotides long. It is a transcript of the gene TVP23C, whose product is annotated as trans-golgi network vesicle protein 23 homolog C. Gene Ontology annotation, biological process: vesicle-mediated transport; protein secretion. Gene Ontology annotation, cellular component: Golgi membrane. The record is from RefSeq and is a predicted model, not a curated record. Lineage: Eukaryota; Metazoa; Chordata; Lepidosauria; Squamata; Colubridae.
UACCGCAUAGCCUGGCGUCCGUCGCACGUUGAUGACGUAGACGGCUUUGCUUGGGGGAGUUGGUUGUGACGUGGCAGAAGGCGGAAGCGAUGUUGCGGCAGGAUAGUAAUGAUGAGACGGAAGAUGUUUCACUUUUUGAUGGAGAAGAUGAAAUGUCCAGAAAGUCCAAGAAAUCAAAAAUAAAACACCCUAUAGCUUCUUUUUUCCACUUGUUCUUCCGGGUCAGUGCAGUAAUUGUCUACUUACUUUGUGAAUUGUUAAGCAACAGCUAUAUUGCCUGUAUGGUGACAAUCAUCUUACUACUGUCAUGUGACUUUUGGGCAGUGAAGAAUGUCACAGGAAGGUUGAUGGUUGGCCUCCGAUGGUGGAAUCAGGUUGAUGAUGAUGGCAAAAGUCACUGGGUUUUUGAAGCCAGGAAGGUAUCUGCUCAGGGGAGGAAAGCUAUUUCGGAAGCAGAGUCCAGAAUCUUCUGGCUAGGAUUAAUCACAUGUCCUUUACUCUGGGUGAUUUUUGCCUUCAGUGCCCUGUUUUCUUUCAAAGUUAAGUGGCUGGCAGUAGUAAUUAUGGGUGUAGCAUUGCAAGGAGCUAAUCUUUACGGCUAUAUUCGGUGCAAAGUGGGUAGCAGGAAGAAUCUGACCAGCGCAGCAACUUUCUACUUGGGAAGGCAGUUCCUGCGGCAGGCCACGUCCAAGGACGACCAAGCAGUAUCUUGAAGUUCAUGAAGAAACAUUACCUGCCAUUUUCAGUCCUUAUGGAGAAUGGAGGGGGAAAGACACCCCUAUUUCUUGGGCUCUGUACAGGAAAUUUAUAAUCUGUGUAUGGAUUUUUGUAAUUAAAUAUCUCAUAGAAGUGUUAAUUGUUACCAUUUCUUACAACUUAGAUUUUACAGAACUCUUCUUGACUCAACUGACUGCUGGACUCUUUAAUUAAUUAAUUCUCCACUUAGAAGUAGGUUAAAAAAAAUAGUGAUGACAUCUGUGACUAUUUAUAACGUUGCAUUCCUGAAAUAGCCAGAAUUGUCCCCAAGAACUUCGCAGUCAAAUAUUUUUGCUGUUUCAAAUCCAGCUUGUUCAAGAAGUCUCAUGAUAAGGGCUUGAACAACCUUUCCUCAUGUGAGAACUAUGGAAUGUAACUAGAUGACUUAAUGUCUAUAUUAUUGCGAGAUCAGGUAUUUUUAAGCAAGUAUUUUAGAUCUCAAUUGGAUAAUUUGAACAAUUAGAUAAUUUCAGCUAAAGAUCAGGAAUUGAGAGGAAGAACUAAGGGUUCCAAUUUCACAAUCAGAAUAGAAAAACACUGAUGCCUGUUGAUCUGCAAAAAAUAACUUUCCUGUUUUGUUUGGUUUUGAUCUGAACCUUCUUGAAUAUUGAGAUUUCCUGAGAAGCAAGGGCAAGUUCCCUUCAGCUUACUAUCUGAGUAAAAGAGAAUUUUCAGGCUACAACUAUAGUAGCCUACAAGGAUGUAGAUCUCAAUUCAUAGCAUCCUAUAGAGAGAGGAAGGAUUUGAGUGUGCCCCUUUGUGCCACUUAACAAGUUACUGAUAUUAUAGAAGAACUGUUCUGAAAUUGCUAGUGCCAAUUCAUAAUGAACUCGAACAAGCAACUUCAGAACUGGUGAAAUAAGAGAUUGAGCUAUUUAGGCGGCUCAUGUUACUAGAAAAAUCAGCCCAGGUAAUCCACUGGAAUGAUUUAGGUCAGGAGUACCCAAUCCCCAGGUCGUGGCCCACUACUGGGCCGUGACUUAUUUGGAACCAGGCCGUGUGAGCAGUGGGCUGGCACACGUGCACAUGUGUGUGCAGCUCAACUUGCACAAGUCAAGCUGCAGGCACAUGUGCAUUGACCUACAACUUGUGUGGGCCAGUUCCCCUCUCCCCUUCUUCCCCAAGCCAGGCUGCCAAGCUGCAAAAGUUGUGGACCACUGAUUUAGCCUAUCUGCAAGUAUUUCUUUGCAAAUGUAAGCAAAGCUUCAGUGAAUUUAGGCUCUACUAAGAAUGUGGUAGAUUUCUGCAAACUCACUUCUUUGAGUGAGUCCUAUGCACAGGGCUAGCUUGUCACGGUGUGCUACAGGUAGUUGGGUUGCUUUUCAAAAUCGGAAUUAAAGUUUAUUGAGUUCCUGCUGUUUACUGGGUGGAUAUCCAAUUCUUCAUUUCAAACAUGAUCAAUUUGUAUAUUUCUCAAAAUGCUUAAACAGGAGUUAAAGCUGUGUUACAGUUACUGUUCAGAAGUUUAUAAAUUAAGCUUAGGAAAAAAGUAUUGAUUAUAAGCAAACAAUAUAAGCCUAAUGGUGGUUUAUUGUUCAUUUUUAAAAGGAAAAGCGAUUGGCAAGUUUCUAUAUGAAUGCUGAUAGUUAAUGUUCAUAUUCAGAUAUGAAAAGUGAAGGUUCUUGGAAUACAGAAAUAAUAUAUUUAAAAUCUCUGUUUUGCAUUGUGCAUGUUUGUUUGACCUUUCAAAUUAACCUGUUUUCCAAAGAAAUAUAUUUUUUUAAAGCUGAGAGAUUCUGAAUGGGUUUGAUUUAGUGUGCCAAUAUCAUGUGUCUUGGGUGAUACACUGUAGUGAGUUUCAUGUCGAUUAAUAAGCUUAUGUCUUGAAUCUACUCUCAUAUAGUCCUCCCUCUUUGUCUUUGUUUCCCUUGCCUUUUUGAGCUCUGCCCAUUUCCAUUUUUCACAACUGCAUUCUCUGGGAAAGUGGCUGCAGUAGUUUCAGAGAUGCACAAGUUUUUUUUAAGUGCAUUAUUAAUAAUUUUGUGAAUCAACUUGAGCUUUAUCUCCUUAGCUGGACACUGCAGCCAUCUAGUUGUGCAUUUUGGUUGCUGGCAUUCCUCAGUGAUGUAUUCAGUAGCCUCGGUUACCCAAACAGUGAACUCUAGUGUAAAUGAUUGCAAGAUUGCAAAUUCAUUUUUCAAUAACUAUUCUAAUAAUUUUAUUAUUACCUGAAAAGAGUCACAACAGAUUGAAUAUAAAAACAAUAUUCAUACCACUGCAAAUGUAAUAUUUUCUAGGAAAACCUUUCACCCAUUUAACUGAGAGAAUAAAUUGGUGUUGUGCCUCCAUGGGUGUGAAUCAUAUCACCUUAACAACGUACACAAGCUGCUAUUCUUGAGAAUCUCCCAGUUUUGCAUUUUUUAUUUUAUUUUUUUUGCUGCUUAUAUUUCCUAUCAUAUCUUUUCACUCAUCAAUCUUUCUGGUCUUUGCAUUUCUAAAGUUUAACAUAAUUUCUUUUAUACAAAGUCAUCUAAUAAAAUCAAAGAACUUUUCAUUGCUAGACCUUUCCCAGCAACAGUUUUCACAUAGCACAAAAUUACUGGCAAAUUCCCCAAUAGUUGUAAGACGUGAAGGACCAUGCUGAACUAGCGAGAUGGGUGUAUAUAAAUUUAAUAAACAAAUAAACUAUCAUCCUAUAUUCCGAACUUGCCCAUCAGAUGCCAAGCAAAUGUCCAUCAAAUGAUGGUGAGAUUUCAGCCAAACCUGGGUUUAGAGAGCAGACUGCCUUUGUUUAACAUAAUAAAUGCAUAUCUUAUCAGCCAUUGAUAACCUUAUUCUGUAUAAAUCUAUCCAGUUGCUUUUUAAAGUUAAUUAACUUUCCAGCUGUAUUAUAUGCUAAUAUAUUGCAUAGAUGUUUGUAGAAUGCUUUUUUCUGUUACGAUUCUUCCACAUUUUAGAUUUAUAGAAUGAAUCAAUUUUUAUAUUAAAGGAAAAAAACCUGAAA